This is a messenger RNA of Ricinus communis (castor bean), 1390 nucleotides long. RefSeq names its product D-aminoacyl-tRNA deacylase. Lineage: Eukaryota; Viridiplantae; Streptophyta; Magnoliopsida; Malpighiales; Euphorbiaceae. The transcript has 9 exons. The record is from RefSeq and is a predicted model, not a curated record. Gene Ontology annotation, molecular function: D-aminoacyl-tRNA deacylase activity. The coding region runs from base 109 to 1056 and encodes 315 amino acids. Gene Ontology annotation, biological process: D-amino acid catabolic process.
GGCAAUUUUAACAGAGUCCAUAGAGUGAGAUACCAGUAUUGAACUGCUGCUGCUUUAUAUAUAACUCGCACCAAAACAAAAAUUAACGCAUGUAGUGAUUAAAAGAAAAUGGUGACUCUAUUGGUUGCGACAACUACUGAUCCGGCCUCAAUCAACCCUGCCGCUGCCAUCUUGGCCAUGCCAGGGUGGCAACCGGUGCCCUCUUUCCAGGAAAUGAAGAGUUACAGUAAUAAAGAAGUGAGGUUGUUACAACACGAUAAAAGCAUAAUCAAGGAAGACAAUUUGGACGAGCGGUGGGAAGAGGCGACUGGGGAAGUGGUGGAAGAGGUGAUUUUUUUUAGCAAACACACUGCCGUUUCUAAUCGACCUGCCCUAACUAUUCAUCCGAUUGGAGUGCCUCAUUUGCGCCAAGGAGAUGUGCCACCACAAGGAGGGAAGCCAGGAUGGGCUGCACCACCUGAUCCUAGGAUGGGACCAUGGCUUCGGCUCUUGAAAAAAAUUGCUGAUUCUCAUCAUUUGCUUCCUGAGUUUGAGAUUACUUUAGAGGCUACUCAUCAUGGACCAGUCACCAAUAAGCCAACUAUGUUCAUUGAAAUUGGUAGCACAGAAGAGUACUGGAAGAGGCAGGAUGCUGCUCAAGUCAUUGCUCUACUUGUAUGGGAAGGACUUGGGCUUGGAGGAGGUCCCUCAGUAGGAAACUGGAGCAGUGCCCAUGACAAGAGAACUGUCCUUCUUGGAAUAGGUGGCGGACACUAUGCACCUCGGCAUAUGGAUAUAGUGCUAAAAGAUGGUGUUUGGGUAGCACACCUCCUUUCAGGGUAUUCUUUACCCAUGGAAGAUCCAAGUCAGACAAAAAAAGAUAGUAGUACGAAAGAUAUUGGUGGAACUUGGAGAGAAGCAAUUAAAGCUGUGUAUGAAGCUACACAAUCAGCUUUCCCUGGUGGAGAAAUUUUGGCGCAUCUUGACCACAAGAGUUUCAAGAGCUGGCAGAAAAAUGCUAUUAUAGGAUUUCUAGGAGAACAGAACAUUAAAAUUGGGAAGCCUAAUGAUUUCUAAUUCAUUUCGAUGAUGAUUGGUGACGUGAACUAGCUCUUUAUUUCUAGAUAAAGAAACAGAGUAAGCUUGAAACAGAUGGCAUAGCACAAGGUUGUGAGAAUGCCUUGGGGCAAGCACCGUCUUCUGCAGCAGAAUUUCUGCCUGUUCACGUCUUAUUAAUUUUCUGCCAAAUUGUUUAUUUUAUUUUAGGAGAAACACAAGGAUCUUUGAUCCAUGGUGCCUUAUACAUUGAUGUAAGCAAGCUUGUGAAAUGAUCAUUUACUGCCAAGAGUAAUAGUAUAAAUUACUUGUAGAAUAUUGGUAAUAGUGGAAUGUUUCACUUCUGAGGUUUAAA